AUGAAUAAUCCAGAGGGAGAUUUAGCGAACUAUUUAACAUCCGAAGGUUUUAAAUGGAAAUCUAUCCCUCCCAGAUCUCCAAACUUUGGUGGGUUAUGGAAAUCAGGAGUUAAAUCCUUCAAAUACCACUUACGAGUAACUGUUUCAUCUAAAUUAACAUUUGAAGAACUAUUGACAGUUGUUACACAAAUAGAAGGGAUCUUAAAUAGCAGACCAAUCAGUCCAAUGUCAGCAGAGCCCAGUGAUUUAACUGCAUUGACCCCAGGUCAUUUUCUAAUUGGUCGUCCAUUAAAUUUUAUUGCAGAACGAACAAUAAUUGAUAAACCAGACAAUUAUUUAACAAGGUGGCAAAGAACAACAAAAUUUGUUCAAUGUAUUUGGAAACGAUGGUCACUUGAUUACCUCAAACAUUUAAACUUGCGAAACAAAUGGAUGUUUCUAAAAAAUAAUGUUAAACCCAAUGACAUGGUUUUCUUAAGGAUAAAGAUUUGCCCCCAUACAAAUGAAAACUUGGUCGAGUUGAAAGUCUUGUUAAAGAUGCAGACAACGCUGUUAGAGUUGUGUACAUCAGAACAGGUAAUGGAGUAG
This is a messenger RNA of Stegodyphus dumicola, 588 nucleotides long. RefSeq lists its product as uncharacterized. The record is from RefSeq and is a predicted model, not a curated record. Lineage: Eukaryota; Metazoa; Arthropoda; Arachnida; Araneae; Eresidae.